Molecule: messenger RNA, 3042 nt
Organism: Hypoxylon fragiforme
Lineage: Eukaryota; Fungi; Ascomycota; Sordariomycetes; Xylariales; Hypoxylaceae
Exons: 6
Coding region: 422-2752 (776 amino acids)
Source: RefSeq, a predicted model, not a curated record
AUGCCUAGCACUUUAGCGCUCAGAGCUGAAUGUACAAGCCCGAGCAACGUGGCGUAUCGACUCGGUCCCCCUUUUAGCAUAUCUAGGGAGCAUGUGGUGGUAUCUACGUAGAUGAUAACUCCAGGCCCAUUCCCACAAGAUACUCCGCAAGCCACUGAAAGCCGCUAGUGCUGCUUACAAGAAUUCGACUCCAAAUGCUUUUAAAUCCCCCCGAGCCCCUACCUGUUCGGUUUCUGUAGACAACUCUCACAUGGGUCGCAUAUUUCCUGGGUAACCUCUUUUCCAAGCAAAUGUUGAGAGGAGCAACUUUUCUCACCUACUAAUGACCUAACGCCUUCCUCGGCGGUUGCUUCCUUUAUUCCCAUUCAUUCUAAAAACUCAGGCUUGGCUGUCUAGCCGCAAAUCAUCUCAUCAUCUCAUCAUGGCCAAAUCAAACGGUAAUGCUGAACCGGUUGGAGUUGUGAACGGGGAGAAGAAUGGCGACGCGCCGCCACAAUACAGUGCAGAAAAUAAUCAAGCACCGACCCAGCCCGAGGACCCGUCCAUCGACGACCUAAACUCGGCGUUUGCCUCACUUAAUCUCCCAUCCCAAACCAAGGAUGUUACCCCCGACACCUGUCUAGCACAUCUAAAGCUUCUCGCUGCUUUUCAUAACCUUCAGGAGGAUAUAGGCUAUACUGACGGCCUGUGGGGUCUGUUCGACAGUCGCGUCCUUUCGCAAGCAGAUAGAAAGGCCAAGGCUGUGGAGAAGGGCCUAAAGCUCCAUGAGAAGACAGAACAGCGCCUAGCGAAUAUCCGUGAAAAGCGAUGGGCUCUAUUUAUCGCCAGGGCCGUGGACCGAUAUGAGACGUGGUGGGAUAAGCUCUCCACAACAUACCUGACUGAGAGUGAUAUGGAAGAUAAGUCCGAGAGAUAUACCGAUUUUACUACUAGGAGUAGUUUUCUUUCAUGGGCCGAAAACAUAUUACCUCCCCUAGAUGUGCUUAUGGUCUGGCAUGCUCAUAUGCUCAAUCCUAGGGCCUACCUAGAGGAUUGUGUGCUCCAUGGUUUAAAUGGACUUUGGAUGAGUGGCAUGCCAUGGGAACUCGUCAACAACGCUAUUGAUAAUGACUUCAACUACAAUGUCUCUCCAGAAUGCAAAUCUGCAUGGGAAAAUAUCAUAGGCCGAAAAUGGGACAAUACUGAGGAUCCGAUGGCCAAAACUCUCAAGUGCCCCAGCUGCUCCAAAGCUCACCAAGUCCCAUGGACCACCACCUCACUGCCCGAGGAUUGCAUGGAUCAAGAGCCAGGCUUUGCUGGGGAGGGUUACGGAGACGGCAACUUCUCGCAUAAAUGCUCAAAAUGUCAAGAGAAUAUCACAAGAGAGCUUCUCGAGGUCAGAAAGUUUGUGAAAGAUGCCCGAGAGCUGCUUUAUCACCACCGGCCGAUGCCAGGGACUAUCUUAGAUAACGGGACAGGAAUUCCAACUAGGCUCCCCGAAAUUGAGCGAAUUAGAAUCAAGGAUGGACGCACAUUCCCAAACAGGCUGAUCAAGAAAAAUAUUAGUAAAUUUCUUGAAUUGCUUCAGCCUAAAAAGACACAGUCGAUGGAAAGCGUUCGUCUUAUUAUUGAGGAAGCAUUGAGGGACAAUAAGCUUCUCAAGGAGGUCGAAGGCGUAACAGGUCGCGAUGCUUAUAAGCGGUACCGACUGGGCUCGCAAGCUCGAGCACAUGUGAGGAAAAUGAUGUCGCGAUACUGGGGAAACCCCUCGCCUUUUGCCCUCGAUCUUAGCGGCGCUGUGCUACGACAGGGCAUUUUUACAGAAAAGAUGCACAAGAUUGACUGGUUACACAGCCCAGCGGCCAGGGACACGAUGACACGACUAAUUGUAAAGUACACGCGCUUCGUAAAAAUCAUGGCCUUACAUCCAAACCAAAUCGCGGUUCCUACAUUAGAUGUAGACUUAGCGUGGCACACGCAUCAACUUAGUCCUUCGGUAUACGCUGCUUGGACUUCGGGAAAAACUCGCCAGCUAAUAGACCACGACGACAAGAUUGACGAGAGCAAGCUAUCUACCUCUUUUGAGUGGACAAGCAAGACUUACCAAGAAAUGUACAACGAAGUCUACUCAGAAUGCACGUGCUGGUAUUGCGAGUCAAUUCGUGCCGCGCACGUCUCAAAUGUUGGCAGCAUCUUUCGGGUGUCUAAAAGUGACAAGAUCACCGAAUCCUUCCACAAAUCAGGCCAAGCAUCGACAUGCCCACCUGACAAGAGCGCCCACAUCUCGGCGCACAACUCGGUGCUAUUCCACGACGUGAGUAAAUAUCGAGACAUGGCCAUCCGCCGCGCACACAAGGCACACAAGGAUUAUCUCGACAAGAACUACGCCAAGGCCCAGAAGCGCGCGAAGAAGAAGGGCCGUGAGAUCCCCCCGCGCGACGAGUACUAUCACAACUACUGGGGAUACCCGUACAUGAUGUACGGCCCCUUUGUCUACCCCGUCUACUUCACCCCCGCGUACUACCCCUGCGGCGAUCCUAGUGGUGCCGCUUCAGGCCAGGGGGCGCAGGGCGGAUGCGCGUAUGGCGCUUGUGGACAAGGAAGUGGUGGGUGUGGCGGAGCUGGCGGGUGUGGUAGCAGUGGUGGUGGUUGCGGCUCUUCCGGCCCGGCGUGUGGGGGAGGUGGGGGAGGUGGUGGAUGCGGUGGUGGCGGCGGAUGUGGUGGAAGUGGCGGCGGUGGCGGCGGUUGCGGUGGUGGUGGUGGUGGAUGUUAGGGACGCUGGCUGUCGGCCACAACCCCCAGAUGCUGACUGCAUGCCUACCUAGGUACUUACGUGACAUCGGUAUUCCCAGUAUGCAUACCAACCUUGGAACUUACCUACCUACUUAAUAAAGACGAGCGACGGACGACGGUAGUGCAUUGUUAUGAGUUAGGAUUAUGAUGAGCUAGGAUUAUGAAGCGUGCCGUCCGUAUUGUACCUUGAGUUCGAUGAAGACCUGUAUUUUUCAAGUAGGUAUACUUAAUUCUCAUUAGGCCUUUUGAUAUAUUUUUACAUUGGCAGUG